Molecule: messenger RNA, 1956 nt
Organism: Caenorhabditis bovis
Lineage: Eukaryota; Metazoa; Nematoda; Chromadorea; Rhabditida; Rhabditidae
Source: the annotation of a GenBank genome assembly
AUGGCUGAUUCGCCGAGAACUGCACUUGCCAGUUUUGCUAUUUAUGCUGCAAUACUGUAUAAGGUCAACAAGAGCCUCUGGCCGUACAUUUUCAUUGGAUAUGUUCUCUAUCGCCUUCUCCGCACCGAUUUUGCGCAACGCGCACUAAAAACCCUAUCAAGGGAUUUCACGGGUCUGAGACUUCUUAUCAAAGUGAAACGCGAGAUCAAGCGUCGGCUGGCAUCGAAUCGGCCAAUUCACGAAAUUUUUCUGGAACAGGUGGAAAAACAUCCCGAAAAGAUUGCGUGUAUCGAAGUGGAAACCGGAAAGAAAAUCACCUAUAAAGAUUUGAACGCGAGAAUGAAUCAGUAUGCAAAUUUCUAUAAGAACGAAGGAUUCGAAAAUGGGGAUGUUGUUGCCUUGUUCAUGGAUAACAGUAUCGAUUUUUUCGCCAUCUGGCUCGGUCUUUCCAAAAUUGGAGUUAUAUCAGCUUUCAUUAACUCAAAUCUCAAACUUGAGCCACUUGCUCAUUCAAUAAAUGUUUCAAAAUGCCGUCAGGUUAUCACAAUUCCAAACCUUGUUCCAGUAUACCGUGCUGCCGUUGAAAAAGAUUUGAUCUCUCGAAAUCUUCCUGUCGUUUUAGCUAGUGAGGAAAGCGUGUACGAUUUGCCCGCUAUUAACCAGAGCAUUAAGACAAUGUCAACAUAUGAGCCAGAUUCAAGAGGAGUUGAUUUCCAUAGCGUUCUUUGCUACAUUUAUACUUCUGGAACCACUGGAAACCCGAAACCAGCCGUCAUCAAACAUUUUCGUUACUAUUGGAUUGCCAUGGGAGCGGGAAAUGCAUUCGGCCUUCGUCCUGAUGACGUUGUCUACAUCACCAUGCCAAUGUAUCAUUCAGCCGCUGGAAUUAUGGGUAUCGGUUCGCUGAUUGCUCUAGGAACGACAGCGGUUAUUCGCAAAAAGUUCUCCGCUUCUAAUUUUUGGAAGGAUUGCGUGAAAUACAGAUGCACGGCGAGCCAGUAUAUCGGAGAAAUUUGCCGUUAUCUCCUUGCUCAGAAGCCUUCCGAUGAAGAAAAAUUGCACAAAGUGCGAUUAAUGUGGGGAAAUGGACUUCGAGCUGAAAUUUGGACAGAAUUUGUUAAUCGGUUCGGAAUCAAGCGCAUUGGAGAACUUUACGGCUCAACUGAAGGAAAUUCCAACAUUGUGAAUGUUGACAACAAAGUCGGAGCAUGUGGAUUUAUGCCAAUCUACCCGCAUAUUGGAAGCUUGUAUCCAGUAAGACUCAUUAAGGUUGACCAGGAAACUGGUGAAUUGAUUCGUGACAAGCAAGGAUUGUGCGUUCCAUGUCGUCCGGGAGAAAUCGGAGAGAUGGUUGGAGUGAUUCGCAAUAAGGAUGCGCUUCUUAAAUUCGAAGGAUAUGUGAACUCCGGCGACACUCAAAAGAAAAUUUAUAGGAAUGUUUUUAAACAGGGAGAUCAGUGUUUUGCCAGCGGCGAUAUUCUCUAUUGGGAUAAGCUCGGAUAUCUGUACUUCAAGGAUAGACGUGGAGAUACCUUCAGAUGGAAAGGCGAAAAUGUGUCGACAACUGAAGUUGAAGGAAUUUUGCAGCCGGUGAUGGAAGUUGAAGAUGCCACUGUGUAUGGAGUCGAGGUCGGAAAGAUGGAAGGUCGCGCAGGAAUGGCUGGAAUUGUUCUCCGCGAAGGAUGUGAUGUUGAUAAAUUCAUGGCCGAAAUCACUAAGCGCCUCACCGAGAAUCUCGCCUCAUAUGCGGUUCCAGUAUUUAUUCGCCUAUGCAAAGAAGUUGAUAGAACCGGCACAUUUAAAUUGAAGAAAACCGAUCUUCAAAAGGCUGGGUUUGAUUUGGAUAAAUGCAAGGGAGAUCGCCUUUAUUAUUGGUCUGCCGCCGACAAAAAAUACGCGGUUCUUGACGAAAAAAUGCAGAAAGAUAUUGAGACUGGGGUUUAUAACCGUAUUUAA